This is a messenger RNA of Porites evermanni, 7671 nucleotides long. The record is from the annotation of a GenBank genome assembly. Lineage: Eukaryota; Metazoa; Cnidaria; Anthozoa; Scleractinia; Poritidae.
AUGGCGGUUAUGCCCGACCGAGUAGCGAAACGAGAUUUCGUUCCUCUAGAACCGUUUGUCCACCAAGUCGGUGGCCAUUGCUCCAUGAUGAGAUUUGACGAUGUAUCUGUUUGCAAGCCCUUAAAGCAAAGGGAACAUCGAUUUUACGAGGAACAGCCUCCAGAAAUGCGACCAUUUACUCCUGAAUACCGAGGUACGUAUAGAAUAAAAUAACGCUUUCUUCUUCUUGCAAAUUUCGUUUCGACGAAAAACCGGCUAUUCUCAGCUAAUCGACUAUCUUUCUCGCCCGGAAAAUAAAACUGUCUAAGUUGUAUGUCAGGACAGAAGGCUCAAAAGUACCAGAAAUGUAAAAAUUUCUUGCUUUCGUGCCUAAUUAGCUUUUUGGUUGAAAUAAAAAUGGCUGUCGAGUUAUGAGUUUCAUCCCAACGUGUCGUAAUUCCCUCGAUAGUUAUGAUCCAGAUCUAGGGAUACUUGUUAACGCAGGAGAAUCCUUUCUACAAUACAACGAUUCAUUGUGCAAAACCAAUGUAUUUUACAAUAGAUUAAUAUGUUAGUGCUUCUAAAAUUGUUAAGCCCCUGAGAACCUGCAUUUUGCUUUUUGUUAUUGGACAUACAAAUUCUGUGGGUGAGAAAUCUUCGUCGAGACUGUCGCCCCCUACUGUGUAUGUAAACUUGAUACAACCCAAAGCCAGAUUCAAAUCAAAAUCGUCAAUAACGCCUUACAUAGAGAUCGUGUUUACACAUGUUCGAGGUGAAAAUGACCAAAAUCGUUUCUUGUUGUUUCUUAAGUCAAAGAAAGAAUUGACCGUUAUAAGGGAGCGAACUUGUGAUUAGGCCUAUCUUUUUUCCACUUGACAAUAAUGCUAAAAGAUCCCUGUAAAAAAUCUUCUUGUACACAUUGCGCACUUUAUUCUUUUGCUCUCGUUAUUCUUUUUAUUUAAGUGUACCCAUCGCAGAAUGUUGCCAUACAUGACAUGCUUGACUUGUGAAUCAAGUGCAAUUUAUCAUGAAUCAGUUUAUUUUGUUCAGCUGACUGGCUACAAUUUUAAAAAAUUAUUUGCAUAAAGGCUAUUGUCAUGCAAUCUUUGGUUUGUUUUCCCUCUUCCACUGCAGUCUACCAAGAAAGAUCAUCUGUAUAUUGCUAAAUCCGAGGAAUGUGUUUGUUUGACAUUUUUUAUCUGCUAUAUAUCUUCAUCUUUCUUUUUGUAUUAAUGAAUGAUAAAUUAUUGGCUUCCUCUACCACUUUUGCAUGAUGUAAAUAACAUUUUUGUGGUCAUUGUUGUCCACAAAAUUUAAAAAUUAAAUUCUUCUUAAAAAUUUAAAUGUAUUGGAGACUGUUUUUAUUAUAUUGGAACAAAGUAAAAUAAAUUCUCUGUGUUUCCUAAAGGAUAGUCUGAUCACGGAGUUACUUAUUGUUUUUUGCAAACAAUGUUCUGGGUUAGAUCCUUUACUGCAUUGUGGUGUCAAAGCUAUUGGGUGGACAAAAUACAGUGUUUUGUAUGAUAUUGUCCAUUUGUGCCUCAACUUCAUGUAUAUGCCCCCUGGAAUCUUAGGUGGAAAAUAUCUAUUGCUUAAAUUAUAAUAAAUAGGCUUAUGAAAAAUUUCAAUUAUGUCUUUGUGACAACAAAAUGUUGCUGCUACUACAAACAGGAGUGGUUUUUGUAAGUGUUAAAGAGGACAAAGAUGGCUAUAUUUAUCUUACUGCACACCCAGACAAGUUGGCUUUAGAGUGCCAAAAAAAGGAGGGCUCAACCAAAUUCUGCAUCACUAAUUCAGACAAUGAUGGUAGCAGUGGGGAAGAUGAGGGAGAUUCAACUCCAGAGAAAGGCCUGCACAGGUAAAUACAUGUAAGAUAAAACUUGCAACAGUUUGUAAGGUGGGAAAUAUAAAUUGUUACAAUAAAUGAACGAUUUCUGGCACCCUGAUUGUUUGAGAGCUAUGUUUGAUAAGAGUACAGACCAUGACAUGUGUGACAUGAUGGUGGCACAAUUUGUUAUUCCAAGAAACUUCAAUAGAAAUGGAUGUCAAAACUGUCAAUGUUAUUGUAAAAACAAAUCGACGACAAUUUUCCAUGGUCUGUAAUCUUAUCCACCAUAGAAAUGAUAGCCUGCGUAGCAAGCGUUUCCAAUCGAGUUAUUACGCGAAAGUUAGAGCAGAAGCAAAAAAAGAAGGUUGAAGGGGGAGGGGAGAAGAGGAAACGCUUGCCCUCAAACCCCACGAUUCUGGAAAACGCCCCUUGAUAUUUCACGGUUGGGUUCAUUUGUAAAUUGACAGCUCGUCAAAAUAGAAACAUAACGAACAGAUUACCCCUGGAUUACCAGAUUUGUAAAAUUACUUUGUUCUCUAAAAGAACACGUUGCAGGCGAUUGCAAGAACUGUAAUAAAAAAGAUUUAGAUAGAUAGUUAGAUAGAUAGAUAGUUUGUUUAGUAGAACUGCAUCGCAGCCAAAGGCUGAAUUACGCAAUUAUUUACAAAAACUUUACAAUACUUGAAAAUUACAAAUGAAUCCUAGAUAAUAAGUCAAAUCUGAUUUUUAAGAUAAUAUUAAAAAUUCUAUGUAAUACAUUCAUAUUUACGAUAAAAGAAAGUUAAAACCAUGAGCGAUUGCUGCUGAAUUUCUUGUUUUUUAUCGCGUGACUUUACCUCGUCUGAAACCUUGUUGAUACGUCAAAAAUGAUUUGUCCGGAACAAUUCACUCCGCCGGGUAUAAGUUUUGCAGAGCGGCUGCUCUUCAGCCUGUGUCGAAACGUUCUCUACAAUAGAUGCCGCUAAAUUUCCAAUAAACAAAAAGAAUCUUUUCAUUUCAAAAAGCUGACAAAUCGCUUGUCCAUGGCGGCUUCAGCUAGUGUCGAGUACCGAUGUUCUGAUUUAUGUUGAUGUUAUCUCCAACAAACAGUCCAUUUUUUCCAGUCAGAUACGCACGCCGUCAUUCUCAAUAAAUUGGCCUUCCCUAGUCUCCACUGCUUGAUCUCCAAUUAUACUUUGAAGGCUCUGAUCUCAUAAACCUUCGCACAAACACAAUUCCAGUAAAUAUCAGUCCAAAGCAUUUGUAAUCUGCGAGCACAAAUCAGAUGAGACCAGAUCUGUGGCGCACGAAAACAAAGCAUACCUGGUUUGAUUGAUGUUUCGAAUGCUAAGUAAUCAACACUAACCGCACCGCGCCAAUCAGAGGCUGUGUUCGUGGGCGAACGCAGUUUUUCAAAAUCGUGGGAUUUGCAGGCAAGCAGUUCCUUCUUUCCCCUCCCCCUCCCCCGUCAUUCAUUUUUUUUUUUUUUUUGCUCUUGCCCCAGCUUUCUAGACGAACCUCGCGAGGAAACGCUUGCUACGCAGGCUAUAGAAAUGACAUCAAGAUGUUCAAAUCUUUGCAUUGAAACCAGUUUCCUGUGGUUCUGGGUUCUACUUGAGUUUUGAAGAUUCUGAUGUGAUUUCCUAUGGCUGACAAGUGUACAGACCAUGGAAAAUUGAUGUCAAUCAAUAACAAAUUAUUUGUUAAAUUGAUUCAAAAGUAAUGCUUAACUUUUUUUCUUUACAUUAAGUGCUUCAAACACUAUAGUAUUUUCUGCAGACAACAUUUCCUCCAAAAACGCCUGCUAUUAUCUUACCAAUUUGUCUCAUUAUAUUCAGAGGAUAUGCAUAAUUCACUGUUGUUUUCUUAAUUCAUAAGUUGACUUCUCAGUCUCUUGAUAUUAGAACACCAUCUCAUGUUUGAGUAGCAUUAGUUCUCACAACUACAUGUAUCCCUCACAGACUACAUUCUGGUUGGAACCAAAUUGAGGUAUCUUUCACCAAGCACAAGUGGGGUAAACAAACAGUAGUCUUUGAAUAAAGGCCUUACAACUUGAGUGUGCACUGUUCUUUCUCCUAAAUUUCAGCACAUGUGUCUUUCAGGGUCCGCCUUCAAAGUGGAAAACUUGAAUUGGUGAAUACAAGACCAGAUGGAUUGUUUGAAGCAGGGGAUAUGCCAGACCAUUCAUCAGGUGGGAUGUAUAGUGAUUUAGUUUGAUUGCGGUGAUACAUCAAACACGAGAUUCAGUGUUGGUUUCUGAUUUCCAGACACCAAACAUCAAGCGUAAGAAUCAAGUUGCCUGGAUAUUUGAUGAAACACUGUGUCGAGUUUUUGAUAUACAAGUGGAUUAAAAUUUAAUAAUUCUUGAAGAAAUUCAAAAUUCUUUGACAUUUAAGAAUUCCUUUGUUUUUCUUCUUGAAUUAUUGCAGUUAAUAUUUGGGAUGUGUAAGAUAGUGGCUAACCAGAAUCCUUAGUCAAGAUUUUGUUAAAGUUGAUGGAAACUUACAUUGUAAUAGACGUUCUCUAAAGGAUAGCUCAAAUGUCUUCUUAAAUUAACAGAUAAGCAUGUCUUUUUUGACUAAAAAAUUAUUGCUUAGUAGAAAAAGUAAUUAAAAGUAGAAAAGUUAAAGCUUUUCUUGCACAUCCCAUGUGUUUGGUUUUUAGAUGGUUGAGGAGGUGUACUGAAGAGAACUUGUUGGUUAUAAGAAAUUAGAACAAACCAUGUAUUUUACUUCUUUAGAUACGGUCUCUCAUGGUUGGCCUGACAGCGGAAACCCUAUUGUACAAGCUGUUAUGCCAGUGGGAACUACACUUAAUGGUAGUACUGAGUGCUUCCAUACUGUAUUGCAUAAUCAUUUGAAUUAAUGACAAUGAAUAAUUAAGCAAAUAAUUUCUAAGUGGUUGGAAAAUAAUCUCCACACUAUUUUACAAUAUACAUUGUAAACUGUUGUUUUUUGGAAUGGAUCAUAUCAUUUUUCUAUUUUCGGUGAAAUUGGUAUUUUGCAUAGCUUGUUAUGUACAUUAUUUACAUGUGGCAACAUUUAUUUCUCCCUGUCAGCGAUAAGAAUUGAUUAUUUUCUUUCUUGCUAAGAUAGUUCUGGGGUAUAUGAUCGUAUACCUUUCAUGUGUACUUAUCUAUUGCUUGUUGUUUUAGGGAGUGCUGGAGUUAACCCUUGGAGUUUACAUUGUCACAAAGAACAGUUGAGCAGAAUGAGAGAACUGGGAUCAUCUUCAAAAACACACAGUAUCCUUUUCCUUUUAAGCUUUCAAUAUUGUGAUAUUUGGCUUAUCUACUACAAACAGGAGUGGUUUUUGUAAGUGUUAAAGAGGACAAAGAUGGCUAUAUUUAUCUUACUGCACACCCAGACAAGUUGGCUUUAGAGUGCCAAAAAAAGGAGGGCUCAACCAAAUUCUGCAUCACUAAUUCCGACAAUGAUGGUAGCAGUGGGGAAGAUGAGGGAGAUUCAACUCCAGAGAAAGGCCUGCACAGGUAAAUACAUGUAAGAUAAAACUUGCAACAGUUUGUAAGGUAGGAAAUAUAAAUUGUUACAAUAAAUGAACGAUUUCUGGCACCCUGAUUGUUUGAGAGCUAUGUUUGAUAAGAGGACAGUCCAUGACAUGUGUGACAUGAUGGUGGCACAAUUUUUUAUUCCAAGAAACUUCAAUAGAAAUGGAUGUCAAAACUGUCAAUGUUAUUGUAAAAACAAAUCGACAACAAUUUUCCAUGGUCUGUAAUCUUAUCCACCAUAGAAAUGAUAGCCUGCGUAGCAAGCGUUUCCAAUCGAGUUAUUACGUGAAAGUUAGAGCGGAAGCAAAAAAAAAGGUUGAAGGGGGAGGGGAGAAGAGGAAACGCUUGCCCUCAAACCCCACGAUUCUGGAAAACGCCCCUUGAUAUUUCACGGUUGGGUUCAUUUGUAAAUUGACAGCUCGUCAAAAUAGAAACAUAACAAACAGAUUACCCCUGGAUUACCAGAUUUGUAAAAUUACUUUGUUCUCUAAUAGAACACGUUGCAGGCGAUUGCAAGAACUGUAAUAAAAAAGAUUUAGAUAGAUAGUUAGAUAGAAAGAUAGUUUGUUUAUUAAAACUGCAUUGCAGCCAAAGGCUGAAUUACGCAAUUAUUUACAAAAACUUUACAAUACUUGAAAAUUACAAAUGAAUCCUAGAUAAUAAGUCAAAAUCUGAUUUUUAAGAUAAUAUUAAAAAUUCUGUAUAAUACAUUCAUAUUUACAAUAAAAGAAAGUUAAAACCAUGAGCGAUUGCUGCUGAAUUUCUUGUUUUUUAUCGCGUGGCUUUACCUCGUCUGAAACCUUGUCGAUACGUCAAAAAUGAUUUGUCCGGAACAAUUCACUCCGCCGGGUAUAAGUUUUGCAGAGCGGCUGCUCUUCAGCCUGUGUCUAAACGUUCUCUACAAUAGAUGCCGCUAAAUUUCCAAUAAACAAAAAGAAUCUUUUCAUUUCAAAAAGCUGACAAAUCGCUUGUCCAUGGCGGCUUCAGCUAGUGUCAAGUACCGAUGUUCUGAUUUAUGUUGAUGUUAUCUCCAACAAACAGUCCAUUUUUUCCAGUCAGAUACGCACGCCGUCAUUCUCAAUAAAUUGGCCUUCCCUAGUCUCCACUGCUUGAUCUCCAAUUAUACUUUGAAGGCUCUGAUCUCAUAAACCUUCGCACAAACACAAUUCCAGUAAAUAUCAGUCCAAAGCAUUUGUAAUCUGCGAACAAUUGAUAGGCUGGAUAUUCCGCUGUUUUGAAACUGUCUUGUUAUUUUCGGCAAAAGCAUGUUACUCUUUUGAGCUUGUUAAAUAGGUAUAAACACCUCUCUCUAUUUAAAUGCUUCCUAUCUAUUAAACCCCACCUCUUGGACCUUUAAAAUUAAAUAGAUGCCCCUGGCAUCGAUUAGAUCAUUUGUGGGUAUUUGUGCUGUACCAGUAUUGUGUUCUAUCUUGACCUUAACUGUGAUUAGCAUUCAUUGUGUUGGAGAAUGUUGCACAUAGAUUUUCAACUCCCUGUAUUUUGGAUUUGAAAAUGGGAACACGACAUCAUGGAGAUGAUGCACCAAGUGACAAAAGAGAGAGACAGAUAGCUAAAGCAGAGCAGUCGACUUCUAAGACUCUUGGAAUUAGAGCUGGUGGAAUGCAGGUAUUAUGCUGUGCACCCUUUGUGAUAUGUUUUCUCAGGAGGCACUCUGAGUCAGGAAAGUCUGUUAACGUGAGAUUCCUUCAGUAGUUUUAACAACAUUUGGUUCUAACAGAAGUUAAUUAUUUUAUCUGAAAGUUAUAUCUUCUGCUCUGUCAUGUUUCUGACUUUCAUUGGGUUGUGUUUCUAGGUGUAUAACAGUGGUUCAGGCAGGUUUAUGUGUCGGAACAAAUACUAUGGCUUGAAAUUAUGUGAAGAAGGUUUUAGAGAAGAACUUGUGACUUUUCUGCACAAUGGAGAACAGUUUAGAAUGGAGUUAAUAGAACCUCUACUCUAUAAACUCCGAAAAUUGUACAAAGUUAUCGAGAAGCAAAAUUCAUACAGAUUCUACUCAAGUUCUCUACUCCUCAUGUACGAAGGAGACAUGCAAAGGAAAUGCAGUUGUAAUACAGAAAAAGAACAAGACACCAAUAGACAAAAGGAGAAUUUUAACAGAAGUUGCAGCUCCUGUAGUUUAAACAAGAAUGGCAAAUUUAACAGCCAUCAUUCUUGCAAAGUGGAUGUGCGAAUGAUUGAUUUUGCUCACACAACAUAUGGUGUUUUUGUUGGGGAUCCUGUGCGCAAUGGGCCUGAUUCAGGAUAUUUGUUUGGAUUAAAGAACUUGAUUAGGCUUCUAGAAGAAAUCAGAGACAAAUAUCAAGGCUCCACAGAGGUAAAGACCCAAGAAAGUGGUAUCAUAUCUGAUAAAAGCUAA